UCCACAUUGCAUCUGGUGGUUCUUAUAUUGAAUUCCAAUUUCCAUUUCCACUUGGUCCUUCUCUCUCUCUCCCUCUUUCUCGUCACUAGCUCUGUGCAUUCUUCUCUCGCUCUCUGCCUUCCAUCACACUCGGCAAUUCCUUUCCCAAGAUAGUAGAAGAUGGCAGACACUGAGGAUAUUCAACCUCUUGUUUGUGACAAUGGAACAGGAAUGGUUAAGGCUGGAUUUGCUGGAGAUGAUGCCCCACGUGCUGUGUUUCCCAGCAUUGUAGGUCGUCCUCGUCACACUGGUGUGAUGGUUGGCAUGGGCCAAAAAGAUGCAUAUGUUGGUGAUGAGGCACAAUCUAAGAGGGGUAUUUUGACUCUCAAGUACCCCAUUGAACAUGGAAUUGUGAGCAAUUGGGAUGAUAUGGAAAAGAUUUGGCAUCAUACCUUCUAUAAUGAGCUUCGUGUUGCCCCAGAAGAGCAUCCAGUUCUCUUAACUGAGGCCCCUCUUAACCCCAAGGCUAAUCGUGAGAAGAUGACCCAAAUCAUGUUUGAGACCUUCAACACCCCUGCUAUGUACGUAGCCAUCCAAGCUGUUCUUUCACUGUAUGCAAGUGGUCGUACAACUGGUAUUGUGUUGGAUUCUGGUGAUGGUGUCAGCCACACUGUCCCUAUCUAUGAGGGUUAUGCACUCCCACAUGCCAUCCUUCGUCUUGAUCUGGCCGGUCGUGACCUCACUGAUUUCUUGAUGAAAAUUUUGACUGAGCGUGGUUAUUCCUUCACCACCUCAGCCGAGCGGGAAAUUGUAAGGGAUGUGAAAGAAAAGCUGUCUUACAUUGCCCUUGACUACGAGCAAGAACUGGAGACAGCCAGGACCAGCUCAUCCGUCGAGAAGAGCUACGAGUUGCCUGAUGGGCAGGUCAUCACUAUUGGCGAUGAGCGUUUCAGAUGUCCAGAGGUUCUGUUCCAACCAUCCAUGAUCGGAAUGGAAGCUUCAGGCAUUCAUGAGACAACAUACAACUCCAUAAUGAAGUGCGAUGUUGAUAUCAGGAAGGACCUUUAUGGUAACAUUGUUCUUUCAGGAGGAACAACCAUGUUCCCUGGUAUUGCUGACAGAAUGAGCAAGGAAAUUUCUGCAUUGGCACCCAGCAGCAUGAAGAUCAAGGUUGUAGCACCACCUGAGAGAAAAUACAGUGUCUGGAUCGGUGGUUCUAUCUUGGCAUCUCUUAGCACCUUCCAGCAGAUGUGGAUUGCAAAGGCAGAAUAUGACGAAUCUGGUCCAUCAAUUGUGCACAGAAAGUGCUUCUAAACUGUUUCGAUAGAUAGGGUUAUUGAAGGGAAAGACUACUAUCAUCACGAUUUGUCUGGAAGCAAUGCAUUGCAGAUUGUAACCCUUUGAUUCUAGCUUUUGUUAUCCUUUCAUUUUAUUCUCUUGUUGGAGUGAUCAUUUAUUUGCAGGUGAGGAGAGUUGUUUUUUAAAAUGGUCCAGUUCUUUUCUUAUACUUUGAUAAGUUUUUAACUGGUUCAUUCUGAGUAUGAGUUAGCUGGAUUAUAUCAAACUACGCUUGUACCCUUGUUAUGCAUAAUUAUAAUCCUUCAUCCGUUGAACUACAAGUUAACUCUUUUCAAAUACAACAGUAGCAAGUUAAUUCA
Messenger RNA from Glycine soja, 1637 nucleotides. RefSeq names its product actin-11-like. Gene Ontology annotation, cellular component: cytoplasm. The transcript is spliced from 5 exons. Lineage: Eukaryota; Viridiplantae; Streptophyta; Magnoliopsida; Fabales; Fabaceae. The record is from RefSeq and is a predicted model, not a curated record. Bases 160 to 1293 code for a protein of 377 amino acids.